CAUCGAAGCAAGAGUUUUCACACCCACCCACAAAGUGAUGGCCAUUCGACGUUGGCGUUUGUUUACGGUUGAAAAUUGUUAAUUUUUCUUCAGUUUUCUCGUGUAGUUUUGUGAAAAAGUUUAGUUAAAGUGCGGAUUAGAUUAGUUUCUUUGUCGAGCAAAAGAAUUUGAAUGGAUUUGUGUUGAUUUCGUUGGUGAAAUUUGAUCGUUUCAAGUGAACCCCUUCAUCAGGAGAGAAAGGUUUCCUGCUACUUCUCCUCCUCCAGCGACUGGCACCAGCUUCCGAAAGGCGUUUAAAGAGCCACUGAACCGUGUGAUAGUUGUGCAACGAAUAACAAAACCUCGAUAUGGUACGAACAGUGAGUGAAUAUCUGUCGAGGCGUCAACACCUCGCGGCGACCAUGGCGGGUUCGCGAAAUCGAGUGCCUUCCCAGCAGAUUCGGGACGAUUUUCUGCUGGAGACCAACUUUGACGACGACGGAACGCUAACCCGGGCUUACAACACGCUCAACAGCCAGCAGCAACAGUACGGUGGAAAUGGCCAGAUCAAUGGAAACCGGGAGUCGGGUGGACCAAUCCAGCAGCAGUUUCGGGCGCCCAGCCGGAGGAGUCUGGCGUACCGGUCAAAUAUGUCCGUGGACCGGUACUCGGACAAUACGAUCCACGGUCGGCAGUCGAAAGGCGACUGCUGCAAAUCAUGCAUGACCCGGAUACCAUAUGCGACGCUGAUCGCCACGGUCAUGUGCCUUAUCGGCGUGGGUAUCUUCUGCGGAACCAUGUACCGGGGUACAUCCUUUGCCAUCAUCAUGCUGGACCAGGUGUUCCACCUGCGGUUGAUGUGGAUUGAAGCCGUUCAGAUGAUCUUCGUAGUGAUCGGUGCUUCGAUGGCGGCGCUCGGGUUGAUGAUCCUGUUUGUGGGAUUUUUGGCGACCGGUGCGACCCGCUACAAGGUGUACCGGGCGUGGGGAUCGCGCGUUGGUGGUCGCAUCUCGUGUGCGGUGUUUAUGGGAAUCACGUACAUUCUGAAGAUUGUGUGGAUCUUGAUUCUGUGCUUCCUGACGGUGGUAACGUUCAUCUUUACCGUGUUCUGGAACAUGUGCGCCAACCCGAACGUGCAGUCGCACAAGAAUUGCAUCGAUUUGACGCAGUUUUACUUUAUGUUCCCGGCCGGAGUCGCCCAGCAGGACAUGAACAUUUGCGAGACCAAGGUGAAGGCCUUCUGCAAGGACGGCGUCGAAAAGUGCGAAAUCAUGUUCAUCCUGGCCACGGUCAGUUGCCUGCUGAUCAUCCUCAGCCUGGUGCACUAUCUGAUGUGUCUGGCGGCGAACUAUGCCCACAUUCGGGACCACGAGAAGUUCCAGGAGCUGCAGGAGAUCCAGAAUCUGACCGAGAUGGAGUACACUACGUCCUCGAAGGAUCGCUUCUAGGAUACGGCCCAGGAGAUUUAUAUUGAGAACAGCGGCGCCACAUGAUGGUCUUCGUCCCGCGCGACCUGCUGCGGCUGCGGUGGCUCGGCCGCUACACGACGAGCAGCUUUCGUUUAGAUUUUUAGUUGACGCGCACUCAGUUCAAGCAAUCUUUCAAUCGCGGUAAGUCCACGUUUUAGUCGUUUAAGUAUUUUCGAUUCUCUCGCUCCAAGGCGAGCGAGCUGGUAUGAGUUUAUCCGUCCGCAAAACCCUUUAUCGUUAUCAUUCCCCCAAAACGAAGAUAUCAUUUAAUCUCUCCCCCACCACCAACUCUGCUCAAUGUAAUCCCUCCUGGAAGCGCGCUAAGAUAGAUGUUUACGGAGCAGAACAAUUCGUAUAGAAAGGCACAAAGAUACAACACACAUUAAUAACUGCUCUUAAAAUAUUAUACAAAACACAAAAAUAAGAGUAACUAAGGCUGACAAUGAAACAAUAAUUUGUCGCACUAACCGCACUUUUGGUUAGUUGAAGAAUGCAGUUUUUCCGAGAAGAGUUUUGAAUGAGAUCCAAACCCAGUAGAGAUGUUGAGAGUAGAAGCCAGAGAACGCAACAAAAGUUACAAAUAUAACGAACAUAUCCUAACUUCAAACAUCCGUUUCCAAAAAAAAUCCGUACAUCACAAUAGUAAGAAAUCAUAAAUCCAACAACACAAAAACCAUUUAAAAGAAAACCUCUCUGAGACACCGUGUGAUAUCGUAGAAAAAACAAACACAACCAACGUGAGAUAGUAAAGGCAAAGUUCUACAUAUAUUUUUGAAACAUUGAAGAAUGGCAUAUUUUUAUAUAGAGUCGCACUUUUCUGUCAGCACCAGCAAACCCCUUUCCCGAGAGAGAGAGAGAGAGAGAGAAAGAGAAAAGAUCGGUGGUUUCAGUAGAAAAAAAAAGAACCCCGUACUAGGCCUGCCUACGCGAAACCCGUACAUUUACAGCGGCUUUCGACGCGGACGUUCCACUAAAAGCAUUCCUAAAAAUAACCGACAUUUAUACUUAGAGCAGCCUGAAAGAAGUAGAUACUCUCUCCUUCCCAGAAACAAUCAUCGUCAUUGUCUAUAAUCGCAUUUAUCAAUCAUACGAAAAGGAAAAAAAAAACAAACAAACUUUGUUCGUCAUUGUGUGCAAAAAAUAUUCUUAUCCAAAUCAUUGAAACAGUAUUAGUUAGUCACUAACCGUCUCUUAUUACCAUUCCAAUUAAUAGCUAGUACUUUUUCGAACAUCGUGGGUAGUGAAAGUUGUUUUGAGCUUAUUGGAGGAUCAAAAAUGCUCAAAUGUAAAAAUUCAAACAAUUUCAGAACAAUGUGGAAAGUCAUUUUUUACCACUUGUUUUGGGUAAUAUUAUUAAACUUAUUUUGGCGUGUGUCAAACUGCUAAUCAUUUCUAAUACAUAAAAUGAAUUAUUUAUUUUUCUAUAUUUUUUUACAAUUGCUGCUCUGUAGUAUCUUAUGACCGGGUUGCCAGAUCAUACAACUUUGCCAAUUCUAAAGGUGAAUACCUAUAUUUUGGUUAUCCAAAACAAUAUGGUCCUCAAGCCCUGUGUCAAUUCUUAUGUACAAUA
Molecule: messenger RNA, 3018 nt
Organism: Culex quinquefasciatus (southern house mosquito)
Lineage: Eukaryota; Metazoa; Arthropoda; Insecta; Diptera; Culicidae
Gene: M6
Product: neuronal membrane glycoprotein M6-a
Exons: 5
Coding region: 348-1427 (359 amino acids)
Biological process (GO): neuron projection development
Cellular component (GO): plasma membrane
Source: RefSeq, a predicted model, not a curated record